GUGGUUGUGAAAGCGAAUGAAUAUACCCGGGACCAUGGUCUGCGUCAAUCUUCCACAUAUGAAGGCAUGUGGAGCGCGCCACUACGCGUAUGUCUGAUGCGAUAUUAUUACCGUGGCUGGCUGGGUGAAGGGAUGGGCUUGUGGCCGUAUGGAGUCCUGAACCUCGACCAUUUCCAGACUGCCGAAGACUCCAGGGAGCGCGAGAAGCAUAGCCCGGGUCGCAAGUUCAUUCCUCUCUCCGAGCGAGACACGCAGGUCUCUGCCAGACUUGAGAGCACCUCGAACAUCACUGGUCACUCUUGAUUCAAUGUCGCCGAAGCAUGUGGUGCAGAAGGCGUCGUCCGUCUUCCCGAUUGCUGGUGCUCGCAACGUGGUGCAAAUCAAGGAGAGCAUCCGCCUUCAAGUAUUCAAUUGACGAAUGAGGAUUUUGACGAAUUCGACUGUGCCUGCGAGUUUGAUCAUGGCUUCCACCACAUGCUUCUCCAAGGU
Molecule: messenger RNA, 489 nt
Organism: Capronia coronata CBS 617.96
Lineage: Eukaryota; Fungi; Ascomycota; Eurotiomycetes; Chaetothyriales; Herpotrichiellaceae
Exons: 1
Coding region: 67-303 (78 amino acids)
Source: RefSeq, a predicted model, not a curated record